This is a messenger RNA of Paramecium sonneborni, 1260 nucleotides long. Lineage: Eukaryota; Ciliophora; Oligohymenophorea; Peniculida; Parameciidae. The record is from the annotation of a GenBank genome assembly.
AUGAAAAAUAACUCAUUUACUAUAUUGAGCUUCAUAACAUUGAUAAUAAUGAUGAAUGGAGUGUAAACUUAAACACUUGAUGAAUUAAAAGAGAAAAUUGUGAAUGAAUGGAAGAGUCUUUCAUUAGAAUUGAUACCAAAUUAAAUAUAAGACACAGUUGUUGCUGAAUAUUAAAGAAGGGAAUGGAAUUUCACAUAAGAAUUUGAAUUUUCAACAAAGAUAGAAAAUUUUAAUGAUUAUUCUGGGAAAAAUAGAACAACAUCAAUUGAAGGAGUAGGUGUAAUUACAUUUUAAAGUGAAAGUGAUGUAAUAAAAGGUGCAUACUUAUGUUAAUUCACAUUUAAUAAGUCAGCUAUAAUAACUUUACAUACAGAUGAAUUAGUGAAUGCAUUUAAUUAAUUAGAAAAUGGAGAUAAACCUUGGGUUAAAGAUUAACCUAGAAAUGUUACAACAUUAGCUGUUCCAGUUUUUAAUAAAUUAGCGAAUUAGUUUUUUAUAGCAUAUGAUUUAAUUUACAUCAAAGAUAAUUAUCUAUACAUGGGAGAAGUUGAUGCAUUUGGAAAUGAAGCCACUUAAACCUAACCACCAAAAGGAUUAUGUGCUCCAUUAAUUCCUUUAAAUGAUGAUGUUGAAUCAUUAAGUUUAGAAGAACUUAAAGAAGAAAUGAUUAAUGGUGUUUGGAGUAGUAUGACUAAAGAAAUCAGACCAGGAAGAGAUGCAAAUAAUUAAUUAACUACAAUUUAUAUUACAAGAGAACUAUGGUUUCCUACUGAUUCAACUUUUGGUUUAAAAAUCAAUUUCUUUCCAGAUUAAGGAAAUACUAAUUCUUAAAUGGAAUUAGAAAUGUUAGGUUCUCUUAUUUGGGAAGGUGAUGCAUCAUCUGUUGUACCAGGUGCAUAAUUUGCUUAAUUUGUUGUUGAUCAAUUAUAUCUAACACCUAAAAAUGAUUAAUUUACAGCUAAUUUUAAUUCAAAUCUACCAUAAGGUGUAGAACCAUUCUAAACUAAUCUAAAAGCUAACAUGACUGCUAAAGACUUUCCAGCAUUUGGACUAACUAAAAAUGAUGUCAUUAAAGAAAAUGAUUUAGUUUAUUUAAGAUAAAAUAGAUUCUAUUUGGGUGCCAGACCUGUUGAUGCAGGAAGACCAUAUCCUAUUGAAAGAAGAACCUAUAGUCUUGCUGAUGAUUUAAUUGAUCCAGAAAGAGAGAUAUUCAGUACCUUAUUAAUAGUAAGUUAUAUGUUAAUACUUAUUAACAUCUGA